AGCCACGCCCACUGGGUCACGACAAGUCAGCUGAUCUUGUGCUAGCUGCAGCAGCAGCAGCAGCAGUCAACUGAGACGCCAUAGUUGCUGUUGUGCUAAAGGGAGAGACGCUCAAACUCAAGGUUCAAGGCGAUCCAUGAUGGACUCCAGCUCUCGCCGGCUUCCUUUUUGUCUGUCCAGCACGCGCUCGUCCUACACAUCCACUCCCUCCUCAUCGCUGGGCUCCAGUAGGUUGUACAGUCGGGAGACGGUGCUGAGUAGUGACCGCUUGCCCAGGGUUUCAUCAUCUUACAAAACAGACCUGGACCAGCAGAAUUCUCGUCUCCUGAGUUCCACCAGAGAUUACAGCAGCUCCAGCAGUCGCUCCGCGAGCUGGAAGUUACCCACGUCUCUGGCGUCCUCCAGCAGAUCUUAUGAUCGCUCCUGGAAUGAUUCCGCUCUUAGCAGCAGGAGUAAACUGAGUGAAUCCGAUGGGAGGUUGGGAUUGAGCUCCAGUCUGUUGAACACCAGUGAUGAUGGUGAUUCAAAAAGGGCCAAACUGUCGUACAGCAACAGAGGACUGUACUCAAAAACGUCCAACACCUCGGCUACAGGUUCCACUUACUCCAGUCAUGGGCUGAGCAGUGGUAGAGGUUUAGUCGAUAAACAAAAUGACCCAUUUGAUUCAUCAUGGAGCUCAAGCUGUUUACUCUCCCGGUCAUCAUCUUCCUCCUCCUCUUCAAAGCCACUGUCGUCCAGGAGAGAGCAGGAGACAAAGUAUGAGCCCAGACUGUUAAGUCUGGGAGAAAGAAGAAUUGGGACUGCUGGAGUGGCUUCGUCACUGUAUCAGACAGACCGGGUGACUUCCACAUAUGCACAGGGAGCUCGGCCUAAAGAGACUUCCUACUCUUCCUCUUCUUUCUCCCCCACUGUGAGAGAGAGGUCCUUCAAUCACCACCUCUCAUCCUCCGCCUCCUCCGCCCAUCGCUCUACUCUCGCACGUGACUUGAGCAGCAGAGCCACAGCCCGUCUGAACACCUCCUCCACCCUGCACUCAUCUCAGGAACAAAAGAAAAUCCCUGUAUCCUCCUCAGGUGGACCUUCCUCAUACUCCUCCCACCCUUCAUGGUACACCUCCCAGGCCAGACCAGAGGCCACACUCCCUCCAAGGCCGGCCCCUGAAGGUGCAGAGUCCGAGGGCCGUCGCUCCACGCGGCGCCUACUGUCGCGUUUGUUUUCUCGGCGCUCCAGCCAAGACUCUUCAAGUGGAUCGUCCAGUGUUCGCUCUGUCGACGAUGACUGUCCGUCUACCGGAGGAGAGUCUUUGGAUGGAGAUGAAGGAGGGAGGAGGACCAGUGUGGACUCGAAUGCUGGAGGGUCAGAGACGACCUUGAGUAUCCUCAGGAACCGUAGAGCCGACCUCACGACCAUUCAGGAAAACAACACCGAGUAUCGCAGAGCGUCCAGACUGCCAUCAUGGAGAGAGCCUGGUGUUGGCAGGAGUACCACCACCACCACCACCACCACCAGCAGCAGCAGCAGCAGUAACAGCAGUGGCUCCUCCUGGCUUUCCUCCUCACUCCGUGGACGCUGCCCUCCGCUACUCUCUCGCCUCAGAAGACACACACGGGAUCAGAGCGCACGCUCAGCCUCGGGUGUGGAAGAAGACUCCAGCUGUCCACAGCAUAUCCCGAGGAGGUGGGACAACGUGGAGCACAAAGCGCCGCAGGAAGACGAGGAGGAAGACGACGGCGAAGACGAGGAGGAUGAAGAUGAGGAAGGAGCAGUUGGCGUAGACGCCUUUGGAGCACGUCAACCCUGGAGACCCGAGGACGAAACAUUGCCUGAACUUGAAGAUGGCUCCCUCUUUCCAUCACGCCGCAGAAACUCACUCUUCACCCCAGCUUCCAUGAGUCCACUGAGCGGUGUUGAGAACCUGCUGGACAGCCAGAAGGAGAAGCCUGUUUCCAGUAGGGAUCAAGAGAAGUUGCGCAAGAUCAAGGAGAGGCUGCUUCUGGAGGAUUCUGACGAGGAAGAAGGCGACCUGUGCCGUAUCUGCCAGAUGAGGGAGGAAGCGGCUUCUAACCCCUUGAUUCAGCCCUGCCGCUGCACAGGAAGUUUGCAGUACGUCCACCAGGAGUGCAUCAAGCGGUGGCUUUGCUCCAAAAUUGGCUCUGGUUCAAACAUGGAGGCCAUCACAACAUGUGAACUCUGCAAGGAGAAGCUGCGCUUGAACAUAGACAACUUUGACAUUCAGGAGCUCCACAGGACACACGUGCAGUCAGAAUAUGAUGAGUUCAUCAGCAGUGGUCUGUAUCUGGUGGUGCUGCUGCACUUCUGUGAGGAGAGGUUCUCUGAUGUCCUGGGAGCAGUCGAUACAGCCGGGGUAUUCAACCUGGUGAGAGUCCUUCAAGAACACAUGGACAAUCUUCUAAGUGCCAGCGAGGAAAGCGAUGGCGAGGUGCGAGACAGUCGACCGUCCAUCGAGUUUUCCGACCUGGACGACGAUCUGGAGGAUUAUUAACGAUGUGGAUAACGGGGGGGAAUGAAAAACUGGGGUCAGUUUAGCUGAAGUCGCAGAGCUACUCCGUGCCGUGUGUAGAAGCUCGCCCAGUUUUCACAUAAUACGCUUUUGUGUUGAUCUGAAAAUGUAAGUGCACAGAGCGCACGUAUCGCUUUCAUUGCAGGUGGCUUUUGCAAAAAAUAUGCAAACCUGAAAUGAACCAAGUGUGUGUAAAAGAUCCUGUGCGACACUGCUGUAUUUGUGUCUACGAGACUGCACUUUAUUCAAAUGUUAAUAUGAUAAAAAUGCAAGUCUUUUUUUAAACCGUUAUACCACAAGUGCUCUAAAGUUUAAAUAAGAGAGAGGGGGAAAAAAAGUUGUAGAGUGGUACGUAAGGUGUUCAUGCUUAGAUGGUGAUUAUUUACCUUUUGUUUUUUCUGACUGAGAAAAACAAAAAAUGUAAUCAGGCAAAACUUCUUCUUUAUCUUUGUGUCAGUGUCUGAAAUUAUUUAUGUUCAAAUCUGGUGUUAAGGUUUUAAUUUUGGAAAUAAACUUUGAUUGCAGACUGCCA
Molecule: messenger RNA, 3053 nt
Organism: Solea solea (common sole)
Lineage: Eukaryota; Metazoa; Chordata; Actinopteri; Pleuronectiformes; Soleidae
Gene: marchf7
Product: membrane-associated ring finger (C3HC4) 7
Exons: 11
Coding region: 137-2503 (788 amino acids)
Molecular function (GO): zinc ion binding
Source: RefSeq, a predicted model, not a curated record